This is a messenger RNA of Pseudomyrmex gracilis, 2874 nucleotides long. RefSeq names its product sodium-coupled monocarboxylate transporter 1-like. The record is from RefSeq and is a predicted model, not a curated record. The coding region runs from base 284 to 2179 and encodes 631 amino acids. Gene Ontology annotation, biological process: sodium ion transport; transmembrane transport. Gene Ontology annotation, molecular function: symporter activity. Gene Ontology annotation, cellular component: membrane. The transcript has 10 exons. Lineage: Eukaryota; Metazoa; Arthropoda; Insecta; Hymenoptera; Formicidae.
UAUUCAACCUUCUGAAUUAAUGCAUGUAAAUAUUAGUAUAAUGCAAGAUUUGUUUGCAUGUCUUUUUUUUUUAACGUUAGUAACUUCUGGCUUGCGAUCCGCAAUUGUUACUCCGAUAUUUUCUAGAACUCGAUGAAUUGUGAGCGUUUGAUAUUCAUUGACAUUGUCUCGCUUCGCUCUCGAUAUUUAAUAAAAACUAUAACAACGAGAUUCGAAUAAUUGACUGUAACGACGCUCCGAUGUGAUCGAUAAGAUCUGUAGGAUUCAAGGUGACGAGUGUCAAAUGAAAGAAUCAAUUGAGGCGAUUCAAUCAAAGAUGCGGUUGCAUCUUCUCGUUCUCUUUCUCUUCCUGUCGGCGUCGUCCGCGGAGCAACGAAGCAAGAGCGACGAAGAGAAAUGUCGCGAGGAGCACCCAACUUUACUUUACUACUUCUCAUGGGCGGAUUACACGGUGCUCGCCACGAUGUUGUUGGUUUCAUGUCUGAUCGGCACCUUCUACGGCUUCUUCUCGAGCAAGCAGGAGACCAGCGAGGAUUUUCUGCUAGGCGGCUCGUCCAUGAGCACGUUUCCCACGGCGAUGUCGCUGGCCGCCAGUUUUAUCACGGCCAUCGAACUACUCGGAAAUCCCGCGGAAAUGUACGGACAGGGUACUCAGUUUUGGAUGACUUGUUUCUCCUUCAUACUCGUGGUACCGAUCACCUCUCGUUUGUACCUGCCGGUCUAUAUGAAAUUAAGGCUGACUUCGAGCUACGAAUACCUGAAUCUGCGCUUUGAUCGGCACUGCCGGUUGCUCGCGAGCGUGUUGUACAUGCUGCAAAUGGUGUUGUACACGUCGGUGGCCGUGUACGCCCCUGCAUUAGCUUUAAGUAACGUAACAGGCCUGAAUACUUACAUAGCCGUCACUCUAGUCUACGUAGUCUGCAUUUUUUAUGCUUCACAGGGUGGUAUGAAAGCAGUGAUAAUGACCGAUACCUUCCAAGCCGCCGUUCUUAUCGGUUCGUUGUUCCUUAUUAUGAGUUACGGAAUGUCCUGGGCGGGCGGAUUCCUCACCGUUUGGGUAGACAACACAAAAUCCGGAAGAAUAGAGUUCUUCAAUAUGGAUCCUAGUCCUACAGUACGGCACAGUUUCUGGAGUGUCGUCAUUGGUGGCACCUUUUAUUGGACGACCAUGUUUUGCAGCAACCAGGCGUCCGUCCAAAAGUAUCUCAGUGUCGAGAGCAUUUCGCAAGUGAGAAUAGCGUUGUGGGUGUCCUCGUUCGGAAUGAUCAUAAUUUAUACCGUGAACUUUUUAACCGGAAUGGUACUGUACAGUGCCUACAAAGACUGCGAUCCUUUAACCGCCGGAUACAUAAGCGGCCAGGAUCAAAUACUUCCAUUGUAUGUAAUGAAUUUCAUGGGACGUCUCCGUGGUGUUCCCGGAUUUUUUGUCGCUGGAAUCUUUGCCGCAUCUCUCGGAACCGUGGCUAGUGCUUUAAACUCUUUGGCAGCGAUAACCUGCGAGGACGUUCUUCGUGGGCUCUUUCAGAUGAACCUGCCGGCGAGUAAAGGUGCUGUUUACGCCCGAUGGAUCAGUAUAUUUUUCGGAGCUCUUUCUUUCGCGCUUGUCUUCGUUGUGGAACGACUCGGUAGCGUUCUGCAAGUCGCACUAUCUUUUAACGGUAUGGUGGGAGGCGUGACUCUGGGAUUGUUCUCUCUGGGCAUGUUCGUGCCGUGGGCCAACGCUAAAGGAGCGAUAGCAGGUUCCAUCACGAGUUUGGUAGUCGUGUUGUGGAUCGGAUUAGGCGCCCAAGUUGCGGCGGUAAACGGACAAAUCCACUUGGAUAGCAAAUCCGUAUCGAUUGCAGGCUGUCCUUGUAUAAACGAGACCGCAAUCAUCUCUGAUCAAUCUAGGGUCAUUGAAUCCGACGACGAAGUCUUUUCUUUUUACAAGAUCAGUUAUUUGUGGUACAGCGCGAUCGGCUGCGUGUUGACGAUGCUGGUAGGCCUGGUGGUAAGUUUUGCCACAGGCGCGCAGAAUCCCGCCGACGUCGAUCAGGACUUCCUCAGUCCGCCGAUCGCGGCCAUGUUUCGCAUGCAGACGAAACCCGCGAGCGCAAACAUCCAGGGUAUCACGAACAUCGGUCUGGAACUGGAAGACGAGAAACCCCGACAGGCCGACGUCUGCAAGAGAGUCGCGUGAGAUGUUCUUGACAAAAGGAUGGAAGCAGUCACCGAACGGGAGUACUCGGAGCGGCAGCGAUUUCUCUGAACGGAAUUUCUUCGCGACACGUUGAUUGGAUCCAUAUUGUGCAAACGAAAAUUAAAUACAAGCUUUUAGAACGUAUCUGUGAUAGUCUUUACGACGUAGAAUAUUACGUUUAAGUAGACACGAUUUUUUAUUAAUAGUUAUGCCGAAAAACGCGUCAACGCUAUAUCAAUUUGCGCGAUAUAAAUGGACUUUAAUCGUUUACUAUACAGGGUCAGAAUUUGUCGAUUACUUGCCAUUCGAUUGUAACAGCGAAUAAUAAAAGGGUUUGCAAAUCCGUCCUUUUCGUAGAUUUCUAUCGCAAUUUCUCACAAUAAAUAUCUGAGUGUUUCUCCGUGAUUUAUGAAACACCCGUACAUCUACAAAGAAUAGGCGAACAUGAGAUGUACGCAUAUUGUUUUCUUGUCAGCUGAGUUUCACCUCUCAAUCACACACGUUGCUCAUCAUUGUCAAUGAACGCAUAAUGACAUACAACUUUAUAUAAAGAAUAACGGCUUAAAUUCUCUUAUUUCGAAGCGAAAUUUCGUAUAUCAUCUAUAUUUUAAGAACAAUCUUUUUAGAAAAUUUUGUACACUAGCGCAUUUUUCUAUACUGUGAUUUGGCACAAUAAAAUCUGUUUAGAAACGGUA